AAAUCCAUCAUUCUAAAAACCGAGGCGUCCCUUUGUUGCAAAAUUUAUUGCGCCUCCUCGAUCUUCACACCUGUCAUUCAUUGUUCCCCCUUUUCCUUAUAAGUAGGCAUGAGGACCCCUCCUUUUACUUUUUACCUUGCCUCCUCCGCUUCUUCUUCUUCCCCGCGAGUCCUUUCGUGACCGGAGCUCUGCUGCGCCCGUCAAGCCAUACCAUCCUUCUCCAGUCGGCGCCGUGACACCACCCCGUCACCGUCGGGACUCAACGGCACACCUUCGCCGUCCUCCGCCGCCAACAGCUCCAUCAUCCUUCAGGCGACUCAACAUGACAAAAACCACCCUUUGCUAUUUGGAUCCUUCCCUAGUUACUGACAUGAUCCUUAAAGAUUUUGUGGACGAAAGUCUCUUGGCAACUUAGGAAGAGAUUGGUCGGCGUGUCAGCCAAGGAGAAAGUGUCCCCAAUCCUGGCGAAGGAGAAGUGAUAGUUUUCACCGAUCAUAUCCUCAGGGGCUUCACACCGCCUAGGUAAAAGUUCUUUCAAGACAUCCUGCACUACUUCAACCUUCAUCCUCAAGAUAUAGGCCCAAAUUCAGUGACAAACAUUUGCCACUUUCAAAUAUUUUGUGAAGCUUAUGUGCAAGUUGAACCUACUAUUCCUCUCUUCAAGGAAUUCUUUUAUAUAAAUCGCCAGACUGAGUGCGCAAGUGGUCCAACUCAGGAAUUAAGUGGAAUCUCAAUCCAUAGACGUAGAGACGGCGGCUUUCCUACAUCCACUUUACUAAGCCACCCCAAAGGAUGGAUAAAAACUUGGUUCUAUUGCAAGAAUACUGCCCCAGCCAAUGAGAAUCCUUUGCUGGGUUACCGUACUGAACGCCUCCCUAUUGAUUUUGACCCGCCAAGCAAACUUGUUACAGAUGAACAUACUGAGGCACUUCAAUAUUAUCCCAAAAUAUUAACUUUGAUAGCUAAUGGGUUGACUGGAAUCGACUUAGCUCGUUGCUGGGUCUCAUGGAAAAUUCUUCCCUUAAGCCGCCGGCCUAGUUUGAUGUGCGAAAAUUUCGGUGGGUCAGAUGACCCUUAGCGAUACAGCUCUGAUAACUUUACUGCCGAGGAGAUCUUUCAAGCUGUAAACUCCUUACUCGGGGAGUCGGAAGAAAUUUUUAAUAAGAUAGGGCUACCUCCAUUCUUGAAGCUUAACCCGGCCCCAACUGUAAGUACUAUUCUAUGUUCGGCUUAAAUAUCCUUGAUUUUAUUCCGUGUCUCACUUGUCAGUCCUUUCUCAUUACACAGGCCGACUCUGCUUUUUGGAAGAAAAAGAUAAAGAAUGCCACGACCAAGACCAGGACCGGCCCAAAGCCAAAAAAGAACAAAGCAGCUGCCGCGGCUGAGCUCGCUGCUGUGGGCGAGUCAGCUGAUGCUGAAAAUCAAUCAGAGGUAGAACUCGACUCUCUUGGCCGACUCUUUAUUGAAUUAGAUGACACCUCUUAUUCUCAGGAUGAGGUUGCCACAAGUCGGGCUGACGACAUUGUGGUAAUUCCUGUCUCUUCCAGCUCUGACCCCGCACCUUCAGAGAAAAUAGGGCGGGUUGUCCGAAAAGUAAAGUAUUCUCAUCCAGAUGCUCACUUAGAUCCACACUUUAUUUUGAAGAAAACUUAGCAUGACCUAAGACACUAGACUCGGAGUGGCGGUCAGGUGAUUUAAUGGCUGGGUUAACUCAUCAACCCUCUUCCCGUAAGCGGCCUGCUGAGGUGCCACAUAAUCCAACUCCUUCUUUACCCAAAGCUGGUCUUAUAAGACAUCCUCUUAACCCUUCUGACUCCAAUUACCAGGAGUCGCCACCAUCUUCAGGUGGCUCAUCUCAAACCAAGCUGCCUGUCUUUAUUGUAAACUGAGGGUGAGUAUUUGUACUUACUUAUAACUUGAAACUUAUUGUCAUAUACGUCUUAACACUCCAAUGUGAUCGUAGGGUCAAAGCCAAGAAGAAAAAGAGGAAUGUUGGCAAUUCUUCCAAGGCCCCCAACGUUCGUGGGUCGGAGGAACGGGUGCUGAUAAUCCUAUGGUCAACACCGAAAAUCCUAAAGAGCAUCACAGCAAGCAAAAUGAGCCGCCUCCACAAGCUGAUACGACGGCCUCUAAGGCCAUGGAUACUGAAGCUAACCCGGCGGAUAAUCGUGACCCGCCGAGUCCAAUUCCUUCUUCAACUCCUGUCCAGAUCACUGAAGAAGCCCCUCUUAAGGAAAAUACUGAUGACGUUGCCAUCAUUGGGGCGAGUCAAACGACACCCAAGACCUCCACUGUGCUAGAUAGACACUCAGCAAAAGAAGAGUCGCCCCCACCGGAGAAGGGUAAAACAAAACUUGAACUGCCAAACUAUGAGGCACUUAGCGCAGAAGAGGUGUACGCAGGAUACUUGAGCCGCUUGAACACAAGCCGGGACAUGGAGGCCAGCUUGGUACAAAUAAUGAAGCAAAAGUAUGAGGAAGCAUUAAACAUGGGCGAGUCAGAUCUAGCCGUCUUAAGAAAGAGCUUAAAGUCUGAAGAAGUAGGACGCGCAAAAGCCGAGUUAAGCUUGAAGUCUUCGUUAGAGGACUUAGAAAAUAUGAAUGCCAAAUUUAAUGCUGACAGAUCUGCUUUGGAAACUGAAAAGGCCACAUUAUUGAAGCGCACUGAAGAUGCUGAGAACCAACUUAAGACGGUGGUUGUAGAGUUGGCCGGCUUAAAAUAUCAUGUUUUUCAAAUGACCGUCACCAUCUUUGGUGCCAGAAUUGCCAGCCUCGGGCAAAGUGUGGUGACCAAGCUGAAAGCCAUCUACUGUUUAACAGAGAAGUUAUAUGCUGGCACCCUUUAGACGCUUGUAGUUGUAUCCAAUGGCAAGAAGCCGCCACCACUCAUGAAAACCGUGUUGGAUCAAUUGUCCACAGUACCAAAGCAAGUUGAAGAGCUGAAACUGUCAGCCGCCCGUUCAGGAGCCAUCACCGCACUAAGCCGGGCCAAAGCUUACCAAUCGGAGCUAGAUCCAACAGAGAUGCUUGUCGUGCGUCCAGAAUAUAAUGAUGAUGGGUCUAUCUUCAAUGAAGCGGAUUUUGCCAGAUGUGUCAAAGAGAUGCGGCCUUUGGUGUGUCAACUUGCACAAGAGCUGGAUCUAAUGAAAUACCAGCCAGCUUACGAUAACAACAACACUCACAUCAAGUGGCCCUCCUUCGACGUUGUGGACUUAACUCCUCAAAGGCGUAAGCAUAUUUUUUCCUCUGACAUUGACCCUUCUCUUGUCAUGAAUGAUGAAGCAACCUCCGAAGCUUUAACUGGUAUCGACUGGACGUCGGAGAAUCUUCAGAUUACAAGCGACGAAGAGCCGGCACGGGAUAACCCGGAAGUGUUGGAUCAUGGGUUCCGGCAAAACCCUCAAGGUUCGAACACUGGGGUGCACGCGAAGAUCUCC
This is a messenger RNA of Aegilops tauschii subsp. strangulata, 3436 nucleotides long. RefSeq lists its product as uncharacterized. Lineage: Eukaryota; Viridiplantae; Streptophyta; Magnoliopsida; Poales; Poaceae. The record is from RefSeq and is a predicted model, not a curated record.